AUGGUCGAAGUCCAAGAUCUCGCCAUGAUGCUAGCGGACCGUCAGGCGCUGGACAGGUCCAUGCACGUCUUGAGCGGCUUGUACAUAUGGGAAUUCUUCAUGACCUUCGACUACGAGUGGGCCCUAUAUCGACGCCGGAUGCCCUUCAAGUGGACCAUGCUGCUGUACAUCGGCUCGAGAUGGCUCACGCUCGUUUUCGUCGUCUGUGUCUUUAUCCUGUUCGAUCGGGCCACCGAGAUGGAUUGCGACGCGGUGUUCAAACUGCUCAUAGCUACCUCGUACUCUGCCUUGAUUUGCACUUCUGCAAUGUCUGUCCUCCGCGCCAUCGCCAUCUGGCGCUUUGCCACGGCCGUGGUCGUCGCCACCGCGAGCAUUCAGCUCCUUGACGUGGCCUGGGGAAUAAUCGCCCUCACGGUCGCAGGCAUCACACGGGCGCGCGCGGCGUGGGACCCCGAGCUGGGGCUUUGCGUCGUGAAGGACACGGCGCUGCAGCGCGACACGAUGCUCGUCGACCUCGCGUGCCAGCUCUCGCUGCUCGUGAUCAUGUUCGUCGGCGUCCUCCGCAUGCGCGCGGAGAAUGGGCUGUGGCGCGUGCUCUACCACCAGGGCAUGCUGUGUCUUCUGCUCGCGGUGCUCGCGCUCGUGCCGUCGAAUACUUUGUUGAUCUUGAACCUCAAUGGUCAGGGGGAUCUCCCCUUCUCGACGACUGCGCGCGCUGAUCUGUUCGCACACUGCUUGCUCGGCGCACUCGAUGCUGAAGUUUUGGGCACAGAUUUCGCAGACCCCGCACCUUAUGAUCAUGGUGAUCAGCACAGCGCGCAUCUAUCGCUCGCUGAACGAGUACUGCGCGCCGGGGCACGACCUGUACGUCCUGCACCCUCCGAUCACAGCCACCGCAUAACCUUCCCGCGCAGCACGACGGUGACCACACUCGACUUCCGCACCAUGGCCUCGAUGGUCGACGGCGCCCAGACCCAGACGCUCGACCUGCCCGGCGCGCACGAGCGGCGCAAAUCAAACUUGGACAGACGGCUCGGCGCGCAGCACGGCGGCUCGCCGUUCGCGUCCCUGUCGGCGGUGGGAAGCGACAAGCCGCCGGAUGUGGAGGCGCGCGGCGCGGCGGAGCCCUGGCGCAGGCGGAACGUGUGCGUGCAGGUCGGCGCGGGGGAGGAGAGUUUCGGCGUUGAUUUCGUGGACGAGUGGCGGCGAGAGAGCUAG
Heterobasidion irregulare TC 32-1 is the source of this 1218-nucleotide messenger RNA. RefSeq lists its product as uncharacterized. The transcript has 14 exons. NCBI's taxonomy places the organism in Eukaryota, Fungi, Basidiomycota, Agaricomycetes, Russulales, Bondarzewiaceae. Bases 1 to 1218 code for a protein of 405 amino acids. The record is from RefSeq and is a predicted model, not a curated record.